CGUAUCUGACCCUGUUCUCGACGAGGCAGUAAUUAACCCCAAACGGAGCUGUUCAUAAAAUUACUCCCUUUCUGCAGUGUGACUUCCAAAGCUUGUACGCUCCCCUGUAUAGGAAGCUAGGUUUGGACUGGCAUCAGUGGUUAGGGAGAGCAAGUAUUAUUAUAAGGAAAGAGCAAACGAGCUCCCCUGGUCUAUAUAAACGAGCCCCACACUGCACUCAGAGUAGAACAAUGGCUUCUCGCUUCUUCUCUCCUUUCUCCUCCUGCGUUCUUCUUAUCCUCUUCUUCUUUUCGUUCUUUGUCUUCUGGUUCGACUACGGUGACUCACACCCCGUCUUCGACCCGCAUUGGCACCCGGCGACCGCGACCUGGUAUGGCAGCCCCGACGGCGACGGCAGCGACGGUGGGGCGUGCGGGUACGGGUCGCUGGUGGAUGUCCGGCCGCUGCGGGCACGGGUGGGGGCGGUGAGCCCCGUGCUGUUCAAGGGCGGACAGGGGUGCGGCGCCUGCUACAAGGUUCGCUGCCUCGACCCGGCCAUCUGCUCCCGCCGCGCCGUCACCGUCAUCGUCACCGACGAGUGCCCCGGCGGGUACUGUGCGUCCGGCCGAACCCACUUCGACCUCAGUGGCGCCGCCUUCGGCCGCAUGGCCGUUGCCGGCGAGGCCGGCCAGAUUCGUGAUCGCGGCGAGAUCUCCGUCGUGUUCCGCAGGACACCGUGCAAGUAUCCAGGGAAGAACAUUGCCUUUCAUGUAAACGAAGGAUCCACAAACUAUUGGCUUUCGCUUCUCGUGGAGUUUGAGGAUGAUGAUGGAGAUAUUGGAGCCAUGCAUAUAAAACAAGCAAAUUCCGUGGAAUGGCUAGAGAUGAAGCACAUAUGGGGAGGCAAUUGGUGUUUCAAUGGGGGGCCUCUGCAGGGGCCCUUCUCGGUGAAGCUUACCACAUUAACCACCCAAAAGACCUUCUCUGCCCGGGAUGUGAUUCCAAGUAACUGGUCUCCCGAUGUCACCUACACCUCUCGACUUAACUUCCUUUGAUCGAAGAGAACACGAGCUCGGUGGUCUUACUGCAAGAUCUCUUAUCGUCUCUGUGUACAUGUCAUAGUAGCCCUCUCCGAAGGGGAGAGAGAGCGCCUUAACUUGUUUGAUGUCUGUGUGUGCUUGUAAGGACCCCAUCUUUAAGAUUUGAAUGGGAUCCUAAAAGUCCUCUCAAAGGUGAUGUUUCAGUACCUUACAAUCAGUUGACUCUUGAGGCUGUGGCUUACUUUCACAAGUGGGAAUCACAGGCUUUUACAUUCUUGUCUGUCGACUGUGCUGCUCAUUCGCACAUGGUGGAUCUUUGAACAAAGGGGCCAUCGUCUCCGGUGGUGGGACAAUUUGAUGGCAGACUUCACACUGCGAAGAACCCGAGACUUGACUUCUUGGAUGAAAGAUGGAACCUCUCAUCCAUCUGUGCUGUGUUAUGCUAAUCAUUACCGGCAUUAUAACACGAGAAGGUGCUUGCUGUGUUAAAUGCCCCUCCGGAACCGUGAUGGCUAGGACAACCGCCAACCAGAGCAAGCCACGAACACUCACUUUCCUGCUUCUGCAUCU
Molecule: messenger RNA, 1589 nt
Organism: Musa acuminata AAA Group (dessert banana)
Lineage: Eukaryota; Viridiplantae; Streptophyta; Magnoliopsida; Zingiberales; Musaceae
Product: expansin-B16-like
Exons: 4
Coding region: 231-1034 (267 amino acids)
Biological process (GO): sexual reproduction
Cellular component (GO): extracellular region; plasmodesma
Source: RefSeq, a predicted model, not a curated record